AGAAAAACCACGCUGAGACCGGGGGAAGGAAACGUACGCUGACAAAACCUAAACCUGCACCCACCCGAGGGACCCCUUUAGGCACCCACAAUCUCACCCCAACACAGCAGACGGUGGGACCAUGAAGACUGUGGUGGCUCUGCUGCUGCUCUGUCUGUGUGAGCCUGGACAGAGUGACUGCCAGGCAGACUGCCUGUCCUGCAGCAACAUCCUGCCCAAACAGCUCAGUUUCAACACCAUAGUGUGUCUCACUGAGUGCGAAGACAACGUCUCCCCAUCCUUCUACCGGGACUUCUGUCGUAAGGUGCUGUCGUCGCCAGCUUCCUCCCUUAGCGGUACUGUGCGUAAAAGAUCUCAGGAGGAAGUGGAGGCCCUGUUUCCUGUGGAUGAGGAGCAGGUGGAGGGAGGUCUGUUGCUGCCCAUUGCAUUGCAGAGGUUCGAUCACGUGGCCCGGGCACUCGGGGUGGGCGAGAGGGAUCUGAGUGGCAAGGGCAGCCAGCUGAACACUGCCUACAAUUCCCAGGACGACCUAUCUCUUGAGGAUGAGUAUGAGGAAGAGGCAGGGCAGGAAGAAGGGGCUGCUGACGCGGCAGCAAGAGGACAGGGUGAUGUGGGGCUAAGUGUCUCCAAGAGGUUUGGCGGCUUCGUCAAAGGGAGGCACGGCUACAGGAAGCUGAUGUCUCCAGGAAGAUCUUACCAGAAGAGGUAUGGUGGCUUCAUCGGCAUUCGGAAGUCAGCACGUAAGUGGAACAACCAAAAACGUUUCAGCGAGUUCCUGAAGCAGUACCUGGGGAUGAGUACUCGGGCCACUGAGUUCAACAGCGUGUCAGAGGACCUCACCCAACAGAACGAAGUUUAGCAGAGUGCACCUUUGUGCCACUGACAUCAAACUAUUUCCUGAUGUAUUUUCACUGGUCUUGUUUUGUAUCACCAACAUGUCAAACCUUAACUGGUGUCACCAAAGUUCUUCUACUGAAUAGAAGUGAAGAUUCAAUAAGUCAAUAUAGAUUCAAAAGUAAAACUAAGCCCGUAAACUCAGACUCCCAUUAGAGUCCUCUUAGUCUCAAGACAUAAGAAUUGUUUAUUUUGUUUUCUGUCCCUUCAGUUAUGAUGCAAACAUUUUACCUAUAAUUAUCAGACCUUCUUGUAUCCAUACUCGACCAGUUUAACCCUUCAGUGGAGUUGGUAGAAGUUUUGGGCCCUUUAGAAACUGCUUUCUCUGAGCUGUGAGACUCCAUAAUUCCCUGGCAUCUUCCAGGCCCCAUGUCUAGCUCUGGGCACUCUGAGUCAUUAAGACCUCCUAUUCGGUGUCCCUUGUGGGUACCAGUUAAACAGUCAUGUUUCAUUUGAUUAGCUCCCCAAGCCCUUAUCCUUAGGAGCUUUGAAUAAAGCUCUCACUUUGGGGAUUCCCGGUAGUCCUGCAGUGAUUUGCAGUAAAAUAUAGCAUUUCUUUUACUGUUGACAUCUUCUAGAUACAAGUUGGCAUAAUGAUUCAUUUUCUGAUCCCCAGUAUGAACACUCUCUUUAUUAUAGUACCAUCUUGUGGCAAAAUCCAUAACUCAGUCUCUUUUAAAGGACAAAACCAGUGUUUUUCAUGUUUUGGCAUUAUGGUUAGGGUAAUGUCAGCAGUAAUGUAAAGUAUACUGUAUGUGAUUUGUGGUAAAUAAAUGAAACAUGCAAAAACACAGCUAAAAGUCAAUGAUUUAUCACUGUGCCAAAACACACCUGAGACAGGGCUACUAUGGCAGGUUUAAUGAAAACAGCUCUCUUUCAAUAUGGUGCAAUGGCGAAGAGAAAGACACAGCACUCAACAUUAAUAUGCUACUGAUCUGUCUGUCAAACGGAUGUGAUGUACAAGUGAGCAUCGCCUUUGACUGGCUCUAGUGUUAAUUUAUGUAAAAAAACAAUAUUUGCUUUUUUUUGUUUAAACUGUAAUGGUGUGAAGUGUUUUUGUUGCCAACUUUGAGAACUUGUAAAUAGCUGAAUUUAAACAUGUCAAUAAAUAUG
Messenger RNA from Morone saxatilis (striped sea-bass), 2007 nucleotides. RefSeq names its product prepronociceptin a (gene pnoca). Gene Ontology annotation, molecular function: opioid receptor binding. Gene Ontology annotation, biological process: neuropeptide signaling pathway; sensory perception; chemical synaptic transmission. Gene Ontology annotation, cellular component: dendrite; neuronal cell body; axon terminus. Bases 122 to 859 code for a protein of 245 amino acids. The record is from RefSeq and is a predicted model, not a curated record. Lineage: Eukaryota; Metazoa; Chordata; Actinopteri; Moronidae. The transcript has 3 exons.